This is a messenger RNA of Brassica napus (rape), 423 nucleotides long. Its product is annotated as glutathione S-transferase T2-like. The transcript has a single exon. Lineage: Eukaryota; Viridiplantae; Streptophyta; Magnoliopsida; Brassicales; Brassicaceae. The coding region runs from base 1 to 423 and encodes 140 amino acids. The record is from RefSeq and is a predicted model, not a curated record.
AUGGCAUUGAGGGAGCAGAGAAGCGGGCAAAAUGACAACGAUGUGAUGAAGGCUGCUUUGGAUAUCUUCUACAAUGACCACGGCAGUAAGUUCAACUUGGAACAUGCGUGGAGGGAGCUUCGACAUGAUGUGAAAUGGUGCUCCACCUAUCUCGAGAAGGAGAGCGGUCGGGAGAAGCGCAAAGCAGUUGCUUCUGAUGCUCAAGGGUCAUUCGCGGAGCCAGAAGAAAGACCCAUAGGAGUUAAGGCAGCUAAGGCUGGUAGCAAGAAGAAGAAAAGUGGAAAAGAAGAAGAAUUGGGAAAGAUGGAAGGACUGUUGGCGCUCAAAAAACAAAUCUCUAGACAGAAUGUACUAGAGAGUUUACUUGCAAAGACUGAGCCACUAGAUGGUGGAAUUAGCUCUGAAAAUGAAACUUAUGUCUGA